CUUAGACGCCGAGCCAGGAUGGUGCGCCUGCAGCAGCCCCUGCCGCUCGUGGUCGUGCAGAGUUUCCUCCAGCUCAUAUUAUGCGAUGCUAAGCAAAUCAUACAUGCUGCAGACAUACUGGACUGGGAAGACAAAGAUGCCGCAGACACACUGGUUGAUAACGUUGCCCACUCAAGGAUUAUCAACCCUCUACGCCUCUUCGUUAAGCCAUCUCCAGCACUCAAACAUGGGCAGAUGUCAUAUUCAGACAGCAUAGACAACUUUUGGGAUUGGCUGUCCAACAUCACUGAAGUUCAGGAAUCUCUUGCACGAACUAAACGCAGACCAAUUGUAAAAACUGGGAAAUUCAAGAAAAUGUUUGGCUGGGGAGACUUCCAUUCCAACAUCAAAACUGUGAAGCUGAAUCUUCUCAUUACUGGGAAAAUUGUUGACCAUGGCAAUGGAACCUUCAGUGUUUAUUUCCGGCAUAAUUCAACAGGCCUUGGGAAUGUUUCUGUGAGCCUGGUGCCGCCUUCCAAAGUGGUAGAGUUUGAAUCUUCACCACAGUCUACACUAGAGACCAAGGAGUCCAAGUCUUUCAACUGUCGAAUUGAAUAUGAGAAAACUGACAGGGCUAAGAAAACUGCACUGUGCAACUUUGACCCAUCAAAGAUCUGCUACCAAGAGCAGACCCAAAGCCAUGUAUCCUGGUUGUGCUCCAAACCAUUUAAAGUGAUUUGUAUUUACAUUGCUUUUUACAGCGUUGAUUACAAACUGGUGCAGAAGGUCUGCCCUGACUAUAACUAUCACAGCGAAACACCAUAUUUGUCCUCUGGAUGAU
Molecule: messenger RNA, 820 nt
Organism: Euleptes europaea (tarantolino)
Lineage: Eukaryota; Metazoa; Chordata; Lepidosauria; Squamata; Sphaerodactylidae
Gene: NXPH2
Product: neurexophilin 2
Exons: 2
Coding region: 19-819 (266 amino acids)
Molecular function (GO): signaling receptor binding
Source: RefSeq, a predicted model, not a curated record